Molecule: messenger RNA, 387 nt
Organism: Cokeromyces recurvatus
Lineage: Eukaryota; Fungi; Mucoromycota; Mucoromycetes; Mucorales; Mucoraceae
Exons: 2
Coding region: 1-387 (128 amino acids)
Source: RefSeq, a predicted model, not a curated record
AUGAAGGCUUUCUUUACUUCUGCUAGUUUACUUUUGGCUGCCACUUUAGGUGCUCUCAUGCAGGCUUCAAGUGCUGCUCCUGUUGCUCAAUCUAAUGAGGCUACUACAAUGGGAUAUGAAGCUGCUUAUUAUGAUCCUGCUGCAUUCACUGUGCCUUAUGCUUGGCCAUGGCCUUACUACAUAGCUUCUGCUGAAGAUAUUCAGGCUCUUCAACGUCGUCGUCCCCGUCCUGGUCCUCCUACUCCUCCCACUCCUCCUACCCCACCUACUCCUCCUGGUAGUGGUGGUGGUGGUGGUGGACGCUUCCCACCUACUCCACCUACCCCACCUACCCCACCUACUCCUCCUGGAUUUCGUUCCCAUGAAGACAACUUGGCUAAAGCUUAA